Molecule: messenger RNA, 2980 nt
Organism: Vanrija pseudolonga
Lineage: Eukaryota; Fungi; Basidiomycota; Tremellomycetes; Trichosporonales; Trichosporonaceae
Product: Autophagy-related protein 22
Exons: 4
Coding region: 1207-2904 (565 amino acids)
Source: RefSeq, a predicted model, not a curated record
CUCCUACGACGUCCGCCAUCAUGUUCGAAGAUGAGCAACGUCCUUGGCAGAACGGAGGGUGACUCUAGACAGCACCGAGAGCUGUCGUUCUUUGGCACCCCGUGUGGACGAAGUCAGUCUUCUCGUCAACCCUUACGAGGCGGACAUCGCCAGCUGCCAUAGUCAGUUGCUAACUACAUGAUGACCGCCUCCUCACCCACCCCACCCCACCACUCCACUCCGCCGCGCCGAUUUCUCGGACAUCCAAGCCUAAGCCCAUGUGGUCGUCUCCACCCACAUCCUCGACUCGAGCUACAGACCAUGCUACGGCCCGAUCAACAGCGACACGCGGCGUGAUUAGUACUUCACCACUAACCUCGGUCCGGCAUCGCCGUUCGCUGGCCGGAGGUGGCGAGCGGUAUUGCCCCGCUGCGUCUGGGCUUUGGACCUGAAGUUGGCGGAUGCCGGUCGGGGGUCGGCCUGGGGCCCAACCGCUGGCCCAAACCCACCCCACUCCCCCCUCAGCCCACCUCAGUCCCCGCAGGGUAGCGCGCGCCGAGUCAAGUGUAAAUGGAGUCAGGCUGCCAGGGACGUGGCUUGGCCAGAGUACUUUCGGCCCGCGCCGGCUCGGCAAUGAAAGCCGUUGGUUGCUGCGCCUGCCCUCGUUCGUUCCGACCUACAUCCAGCUGCAAAGGUCAGCAGAUGGCAGGCAGGUCCUGUGACUCUGCUAACAUCUGACUACUCACAUUGUCCACCCCCGAUUCAUCGGCUCCUCCACCCGCUACACCUCGCCGCGCCUCGCCGACCGGACGCCCGAUCUCACCGACCUCGCCGAGCUCGACGCCGUCGUCGUUGGCACCUCUGGCCGAGAGAUAGCGUCUUUGAGAGCUGGCAUACCGAUUUCACGGGGUACUCUGCAGCUGUCAGCUCGCUCGCGCUGGUGGAGGAGCACACCACCGCGUGAUCACUCGACCUCGUGACCGUCCUCAAGCCCCACCUCCCCCACUCGGCGAGAAGUCCACCUGUCGCACAAACCGAGAUCACCCAACCCCGCCACCUCGCCGACAUCUCGCCGACUCUCGCCGCGUCUGCACCCGCGCUCACCACUAUCUGGCGCCUGUGCCCCUCGCCACCCAAUACCUCGGGCCGAGGGGGCAGCCGACGUGCCGUUUAAAACUCCUCAAGCAGCCUCGAUGGGACCCCACACCUCCACAUCGCUCUGACAUCAUGGCAGCGACGACCGACACCAAGGCUGCGACCUCGCACAUCGAAGACACGGACGUCGACCUCAAGGGCAGUGCUGGUGUGCACGUUGCCGGCACGGAGAACGACGCAGGUCUCGCCGUCGUCGACCAGCUCGAGGUCCUCCCCUCCAGCGGCGAGCGCAUCCCCGUCUCCAGGUGGGAGUACUACACUUUCAUCCUUUUCUACUUCCAGAACAAUGGCUCGCCGAUCGGCAACACAGGCGGCAGUCUGCGCAUGAAGCUCAUCUCCGACCAGUUCCCCUCCGGGAUCGUGAACUGGGGCGGGCAGCAGCUUGCGAUGAACGCUUUCCUCCUCGACACGAACGGUAUCCUCUUCGCCGUCAACUUGUUCCUCAUGCUCGUUAUCGGCCCCUACGCAGACUACGGAACGUGGCGCCCCUACAUCCUCAUGACCUCGACUUUCGUCUGCUUUGUCUGUACGUUCUGCCUCAUCGCCACGUACAAGCCGUCGCAGUGGCAGGCGGUCAACGCGCUCUGGAUGAUCGGAAACCUCGCCUUCAACGUCAUGGGCACAUUCUACCAGGCCAACUGGCCAUGGAUCGGCCGUAACGUCCCUCGCAUGCUCAAGGCCGAGCAGGACGUCAAGCAGGGCGUCAUCAGCUCGAAGGAGUUUGAGGAGAUUGACCAGCUCGAGCGUUCCAAGAUCCUCUACCUCUCCAACAUUGUCGGCUCGGGUCUCGUCGUCAUCUUCUACGGCAUUGCCACGGGCGUCGCCUACGCCGUCACGCACAACCGCAUCGACGACGACCGUCUCACCAUCAAGGCGUACCAGGUCCUCCUGGGCUACCUCGGUGUCGUGGUCGUCUGCUGCACCGUGCCCUACUUCUUCUUCCAGAAGUUCCGUCCCGGCCAGGCCAUCCCCGCCAACACCCCCCUGUGGAAGCUCGGCCCCAAGCAGCUGUGGAGCGCGAUCAAGUGCCUCCCGUACCUCAAGAACGCGCUCCUCUACCUCAUCGGCUACUGCAUCAUGCAGGAGGCAUUCGGAGCUGCUGGCGGCAUGACGGGCAUCCUGCAGGCCGAGAAGAUCCACUACAACCCAGUCCAGAGCUCGGCGUGGGGCCUGCUCGCAGACUGCUGCGGUGGCACUGGCAACAUCCUCCUGCUGCUCAUCCACAAGCGAUACCCCAUCAACAUUAAGUGGGGCUGUGUCACCGGCGCGUGCAUUGUCAUGAUGACCGUUAUCUGGGGCGCGAUCGGCUCGCUCACUGGAAAGAUCGGCUACCACCACGUCUGGGAGUUCUACCUCGCGCAGUGCUGGAACCUUUUCACGCCGACCUGGGGCGCCUACAGCACGACAAUGAUCACCGAGGUCGUCCCGGCGCCGAAGCAGUACCUCUUCUACGCGCUCUUCGGCACCUUCUCCCGCGUGUCAGGCUUCACCGGCCCGUUCAUCUGCUCGGCGAUCAUCAAUCGCACCAAGUCGGCCAAGCACCCCCAGGGCAACACCAACAUGGCCUACUGGUUCCCCGUCGGCCUCGGCGCCCUCGGCAUCUUCUUCAUCUGUCUCGUCGACACCAAGCAGGCCAAGAUCGACAACGCCAAGUACCUCGAGAAGGAGGCGCAGGACCUGUACUCGGCCGAGCAGCGCGCGGCGCAGGCCGAGCGUAUCGAGAAGGAGGAGGCCGCGGCGGCUGUCUCGACGGUCAACGAGAAGGCUUAGGUGGUGAGCUGGGUAUAGGAGGAAUGGGCGGGGGUGAAGUGUGGGGAUAUGGGACAAGCAAAACAGGUUGACGGGG